AUGAUGUGGAAUAUCUGCAUAUUUAUCACUAUUCUUCUGUUGAUUCUUAACAAUGAAAUAUCAGCUCUUUCAUUCAAUCAGCCAAAAUUUUCUGCAACACCCAUUUGGGAUUCCAAUGGAAUUACCUUAGCCAAUCAAUCGAUUGUUGGUGAAGAUCCUCGCGUCAUUUUUGUGAACACAAACAACACAAUCUAUGUUGCUAAUAAAGAAAAUAGCACAAUUAUAGUGUGGCACGAAGAGAGUGUCAAUCCUGUAAAGAUCAUUCACGGUAAUUUUACAGUAACCCAGUCUCUCUUCGUGACAUCAAAUGGUGAUAUUUAUAUUGAUGAUGGAUUUAAAAAUGGUCGAGUGCAGAAAUGGCGUGUAGAAACAAAUACUUUCGCCACAGUGAUGAAUGUCAACUCAACAUGUUUUGGUUUGUUUAUUGAUAUUAAUGAUACUCUUUACUGUUCAAUGGCUAAUCAUCAUCAAGUAGUGAAAAGGUCAUUAAAUGAUCCUCCGACGACUUCAAAUCGUGUUGCUGCUGGAACAGGUACUUUUGGAUCAGCCUCGAAUCAACUCAAUAAUCCUCUUGGAAUCUUUGUCGAUGUGAAUUUGGAUUUAUAUGUGGCUGAUUAUCAAAAUAAUCGCGUUCAGUUGUUUCAGUCAGGAGAAUCAAAUGGCAUCACAGUAGCUGGAAGUACAUCACUCAAUCCAACAAUUACACUUAGUUGGCCAAGUGGAGUUAUAUUAGAUGCUGAGAAAUAUUUAUUCAUUGUGGAUUCUGGCAAUGAUCGUAUUGUUGGCUCAGGUUUGAAUGGUUUUCGAUGUUUAGUUGGAUGUUAUGGAGAGGGUUCACAAUCCAAUCAAUUAAAUAGUCCAUUUAGUUUUAGUUUCGACAGUUAUGGAAACAUGUUUGUUACCGAUCAAUUAAAUCAUCGAAUUCAAAAAAUUUUACUGAUGAAAGAUUCUUUUGCUCUUUCAUUCAAUCAACCAAAGUUUUGUCCAACAGCUACUUGGAAUUCCAAUGGAAUUACGUUUGCUAAUCAAUCAAUUAUUAGUGAAGAUCCUCGUGCUAUUUUUGUGAACACAAACAACACAAUCUAUGUCGCUAAUGGAGACAAUAACACAAUUCUAAUAUGGCAAGAAGAGAAUAUCGAUCCGACAAUGGUUAUUCACGGUAAUUUUGCAGAAUCCUUGUCUCUCUUCGUGACAUCAAAUGGUGAUAUUUAUAUUGAUGAUGGUGAUCAUAAUGGCCGAGUGCAGAAAUGGAGUGCAGAAACAAAUACCUUUGUCACAGUGAUGAAUGUGAAUUCAUCAUGUCAUGGUUUGUUUAUCGAUAUCAAAAAUACUCUUUACUGUUCAAUGGCUGGUCGUUAUCAAGUAGUGAAGAGGUCACUAAAUGAUUCUGUGAUGGCUUCAAAUCGUGUUGCUGCUGGAACAGGUAUUGUAGGAUCAGACUCGGAUGAGCUUUCUCAUCCUCUUGGAAUCUUUGUCGAUGUGAAUUUGGAUUUAUAUGUGGCUGAUUGUGGAAAUGAUCGAAUCCAGUUGUUCCAGUCAGGAGAAUCAAAUGGCAUUACAGUAGCUGGAAGUACAUCACUCAAUCCAACAAUUACACUUAGUUGCCCAAGUGGAAUCAUAUUGGAUGCUGAGAAAUAUUUAUUCAUUGUGGACUAUGGCAAUGAUCGUAUCGUUGGCUCAGGUUUGAAUGGUUUUCGAUGUUUAGUUGGAUGUUAUGGAGAAGGUUCACAAUCCAAUCAAUUGAAUAAUCCAUUUAGUUUUAGUUUUGAUCGUUCUGGAAACAUGUUUGUUAUUGAUGCAGGAAAUAAGCGAAUUCAAAAAUUUCAAUACUUGAAAGAAUCAUGUGGUCUGACGACAACAACAGCUAUGACAACAGCAAAAACGACAAUAACACCAAUGAAAACAACAACAGUAACAAUAACGACAACAACAGAAACAAUGAAAACAACAGCAACGACAACAACGGCGAGAACAACAGCAUCAGCAACAACGAUGGCAACAACAACACUAUCAACAACAGCAAUAAUGAAAACAACAGCAACGACAACAACAACAACAACAGCAACGACAACAACACCAACAGCGAGAACAACAGCAUCAGCAACAACGAUGACAACAACAACACUAUCAACAACAACAACAACAACAGCAACAACAUCAGCGACGACAACAACAAGCAAUUCAGGUGCUGUAACAACAUGGCUCUCGUCUAAAUUUGGGCAAUUUGCAUUAGUUGCACCAACUGCUCUUAUCUAUUUAAUCUACAUUCACAAUUAA
Molecule: messenger RNA, 2277 nt
Organism: Adineta steineri
Lineage: Eukaryota; Metazoa; Rotifera; Eurotatoria; Adinetida; Adinetidae
Source: the annotation of a GenBank genome assembly